GCCAACUCUCCACCGAGCACCGUGCCUCUAGACUUGAACAACAGAGUCACACAUCAGUUGGAGAUCAUUUGCUCCCUGCUCACCAUCAUCACCAUCAUCAUCAUCAUCAUCACCAUCACAUAUAUCACACAGGACCGCGCACAUCUCCCGCCUGAGCGCCUUUUGGGCAGCGCGCUCGUGUUCGUUCUUGCGCGCUCGGCAUCUGUCGCCCCCGUGGGAACUCGCUCCAAUAGGAAUCAACAUACAGCAGCGAGCUCUCGCUAAAUGCGGACAUGGGUGUUUCUCCAGACGCGCAUUUCCACGCAUUCUGGUUCCUGGUUUCACAAUGUCGACACUGAUCGCGCCGUGGUGACACACACACACACGCACACGCACGCACACACACACGCGCGCACACACACCCUUCACGUUUUGUUGUUUCACGCCACUCUGAGAACUUUGCGCGUCGAGACAGGGGGCACUUCUUCUUCUCCCCUUUUUUUUUCCUCCUGUGGAUUACUGUGGCCGGGUUUUGUUUUUCUUCGGGGCCGGAAUGGUUCGCAGGAGCGCGCCGCGUCCUCCCGCCUGCAGGAAACAACUUCAAACAGCCCCGGCCAUGCUCCACACUUUGAUCUUUUGAAAGGGAAGGAAAGGAAGGGGGCCAGGUAAUGAGCCACCGCGAGGGCGCCGGGAUGGCAUCGAACGAGCGGCUGCACGAGCUGUGGACGUCGUACUACACGAAGAAAGACGUGGACUAUCUGCAGCAGUGGCUGGAGGCUUUUGUGGCGUCUUUUGAGAGGCUCAUCGAUGUGCAGUCGUUGGAGCCUCGGAGGCUGGAGGAGUGCAGCUCUGAGGUGCCCUUGCUUCCCAGGGAGGUCCUGGUGUUCCUCAGCACCCAGCUGUGGCACGGUGCGCUGCACCUCUCCACAGCCUCGGAGCAAAGCGGCAGCAUCCCGCACCCUCUGCUCCUCAUCAAGUUCUUCAUCAUUAUCUGCCGGAAUAUGGAGAACAUCGACCCAGAGAAGACCCCUGGUUUUGUUUUUGAAACUAUCAGGCUUUUAAAUUUCUGCUUGGACCAGAUAAAACAUGGACAAGGGGAGCCGUCCUCUCUGCAGUUGGUUGUGCAGCAUGGACUGGUGCUGUGUGAGAGCCUGUUUGACCCUUAUCAGACGUGGAGGAGACGCCUAGCAGGGGAGGAGGUGAGCUUGCCAGAGAGGAACAAGUAUAAGUUCUCCCCGCUGGCCUUGCCAGAGGAGCUGCCUGCCUUCUUCCAUGAAAGUCUACAGGAAAGCGAGCAGAUCCCAGAGAUCCUCGCGCUCCGAUUGGUUCAUCUCCAGGGCGCUGUCAUCAGCGGAGGAAAGAAGAAUGGCCUUCUCUCCAUCACCCCUCACUCUGUUGAGGACCUGUUCUCUGUUCUGCGAGCGUGGUGCUGCCGGACCUCCUCUGAGGCCAAGGACACGGGGCUCCCGCGGCAGACCUUGCAGUGUCUGACGGCGAUGAUCCACCUGCUGCACUCCAGCAGUCCUGCGGAGCGUCAGGUGGAGAUCAGGGCGAUACUGGAGGGCUACUUCCAGCUCCUCAACUGGAACCGUCCGCUUAGCAACGAGCAGCAAGACAGGCAGAGCUGGGAAGACAGUCUGAUCUCACUCCAGAGUCAAAUGCUAACUGCUGUUCCUGAGAUCCUGCAGUGCCCCGACAGACCUGUCCUGCAGGCUGUCUUCCUCAACAACAACUGCUUUGAACACAUCCUCAGGCUAAUACAGAACAGCAAGCUCUUACAGAGCAACAGGCGUAGACCAGAGCGUGAGGUCACAACACAGUUACUCACAGAGGUCGAAGUGGACCAGGUUUUGGAGAAAGGAUCUGACAGUAUUACAGUUCAUGCUUUAGGAGUCCUCACUGCUUUAAUGAGUAACUCACCCUCUGCAAAGGAGGUUUUCAAGGAGAGGAUUGGUUACUCCCAACUGUUUGAUGUGCUGAGGAGUCAAGGUCAACCCACAAAAAGGCUGCUGCAGGAGCUGAUGAACAUGGCAGUGGAGGGCGAGCAUGCCCACGCUCAUCACCUUGGCAUUAGUAACGACCAACCCUUGCUGCUGCUCCUGCAGUGGUUGCCUGACCUGUCAGGCCAGAGGGAACUUCAACUGCUGGUGGCGCAGUGGCUGGCCACCGUGUGUCGCGGCUCCUUGUCCUGUCGCACCGUGGCUGUGGAGGCCGGCAUGGUGGGGGCUCUGCUGCAGGUGCUCUCCCAGCCACAGAGUCUGGACAGGCAAUGUGCAGACGCUCUCCUGGGUCUCCUGCAGCACUUGGGCUCCCUGUGUCUGAGACCAGAGGAGCUGAAGAGUCUGCUCAGACUGCUCAGGGUUGAUCAGGAAAAUGGUGCAGUAGCGGGCAGGAUGCAUCCCUAUUGCAGCCGCGUCAUCCGAGUGCUCUCGGCCAUAGCAGCCAGGGAAGGCCAGGACAGUGCCCUGCAGUACUUUGAUCUCACACCCCCCAUGGCUGGUAUUAUGGUGCCCACAGUCCAACGCUGGCAAGGCAGCGGGUUUGCCUUUCACGCUUGGCUUUGCCUCAACAUGGAGUUCCCCUCCUGUCACACGGAGUUCGCCAACAGCCGUAGACCUCGCGCCAACUCUCAGCAUGAUAUGGGAAAAGGGCCCCGCAGGAAGCAGCUCUACAGUUUCUUCACAGCGAGUGGAACAGGGCUGGAGGCCUUCUUCACCAUGGAGGGUGUGCUGGUUGUGGCCGUCUGCACUAAGAAAGACUACAUGGCUGUCGCUCUGCCAGAGCACCCACUCACUGACUCACGCUGGCAUUCAGUGGCUAUAGUUCACAUCCCAGGCCGUCGCCCAUUUGGUCAGAACCUGGUGACCGUCUACAUCGAUGGAGAGCAACGUAAAACUGCUCAGCUUCGCUUUCCCUCUCUCAGUGAGCCUUUUACCUCCUGCUGCAUCGGCUCUGCAGGCCACCGGACCACUACCACCACCACGUCCCCCAACCUGCCCACGACCUCAUCCUCCACCCCCUCGCCUGAGUUUGCCUUCCCUGCCCAUGCCCCCUCCCUUAUCCGCUCCCAGUCAUUCCCAGCCUCCAUGGCAGGAGGCCACUGGGGUUCCGCAGGCGAGUCUCCUGUGCACACCAUCCCAGCGGGACUGCAGGACACAGAGUGGGGAACACCCACAUCUCUGGAUGGCCUCCUUGGCACCGCCUUCAUCUGCCACGAGGCUCUGCAGCACACCCAGACAAGAGCUCUGUAUGCUGCAGGCCCAAACCACGUGUCCUUAUUCAAAGCGGAUGGAGAGUUGUCUGAUCUCAACAGCAAGCUUCUGCUCUACUACACUCCAAAGGCAUUUAAGAGCCAGAUAUGUCUGGACCUGUCUCCCAAUCACCAAUAUGAUGGCAGGCUGACGGGACACAGGGUGGUCAACUGGGACAUCAAGGACGUUGUAAAUGUGGUGGGAGGUUUAGGGGUUUUGUUGCCCCUGAUCGAGCAGGUGUGCGAGGCCGAGCAGAGCAGUGGUCAGGAGACCUCGGACUUGCUCGGACCAGAACUCACCUCCCCCAGAGGCCCCGCUGCCCUGCUGCUGCCGCUGAACAAGUCUGCAGAGGGCAGGCUGGAGAGAAACAGCAUUGCAGCUUUCCUGCUGAUGGUGAAAAACCUGAUUCGUCAUCACCCUGUAAAUCAAGAGAGCCUGUUGCACUGCCACGGGCCGAGCAUCAUGGGAGCCAUGCUCAGCAAAGUUCCAGGCACUAUGAUGGACAUGGACGUUUUAAUGGCAUGUCAGCUGCUGCUGGAGCAGGUUUUCAACGAGGGCAACAGUCCACUCCUACAGCAGCUCUACCAGCACCUGCUCUUUGAUUUCCGCAUCUGGACUAAAAGCCAUUUCGCCGUGUGUCUGGCACACGUGCAGUACCUGGCAACUGUGAUAAAUAAAGGCAAGCAUCGCAUGAAGAGGAAGUACGGGGUUCAGUACAUUCUCGAUACCAUUCGGACGUUCUACAGUGUGGAGAAGGAUGGCAGCCCUCUGUCUGAAGAGAAGCAAACAAUCCAGACCGCUCUGUUCGCGCUGCUGAAGGACUUUCUCAAGUCUCCGACACCAGAGGAGCUUCACAGUGUCCUCGCCUACAUCCUGACUGUAGGAGAGGGGCAGCAGGUGGUGAGGGCCUUGGAUGUGCUCUAUGAGCUUUUGAGGAGCAGCCCUCCUCGGGAGCAGGUGCAGGCCGUCCUGCUGGAGUGGGGUGUGGAGCAGCUGUACGGUUUGCUGCUCACACCGAGCUUCGGAGACGAGGCCCGAGAGAGGGUGUUCAGGGUUUUGUACAAAAUCCUCAAGAGCGAGCGAGUGUCUGAGCGAAACAAGCAGCGCAUCAAGCUGAAGGAUUUCGGCUACCUUGGCCUGGUUUGCUGCCUUGAAGAGAUCCCUGUCACCAUGAUCACCAUUCGCUGUCUUUACGAGCAGGUCCUUGCUACAGACGCCAGCCCCAACUUCAGAGACCUCCUGGCUGUGGUCUGUCUGUCCCAUCGAGCUGAGCUACCAGUGCGCCUGGACGUCUGUCGCAAGCUCUUUCAUCUGAUCUACUCCAACGAGGAUUAUGUGAAGCAGCUCGCUAAGCAGCCCGGCUGGCAGGAUGUUCUCACCAAACUCUACGUGAAAGAGUCCUACGCAUCCCACACUGCGAGCAUCGCAGAAUCGAGCACAAAUGGCUCCUUUGAACCAAAUUAUCGGCCGCAGCUGCAAAGGGCUCAGGCUCUGGUCAUAGAGGACUCCCGCACUGACAUGUUCCUGAGCUACCGCACUUCCCAGGACAUGGAGGAGGAGGAAGAUGAAGGAGGCCAGCGGGACACUUCUGAGGGGUUCUCUGAUUUAUCCCAGUCGCCUCAAAGUGGAGGCGGAGGCCCACUGAAAAACUUCACUGCCUCCCUCCACUUUAAGUCGUUUGAUUCAGGGGACCAGGGCAGCCAAUCAUCCUCCAUCUCCAAUGCAGUUGAUAUCAGCUCGUCUUGCCCCAAUGGAGAGGGUAGGGAGUACCAGCCCCUCUCUCCAUUUGGUACAUCACCAUUAGAUUUGGAGCUAGGAGGCAUGGGAGAGACGGGCGCUCACACUCCUGCAGGUAGUCUGACAAACACACCAUCGCCUCUUGAGCACUUCAAACCUUUUCCACCACUCCGACCCAGGAAGAGCUCCAGUCUGUCAAAUGUGCUGGAUGAUACGAGCUAUGGGACAGACCCUCCCACCGGAGACACAAUCUCCAAUACGUCCAACCCACAGCAGACGCCUGAAGAGGAGCUGUGCAACAUCCUCACCAACAUCAUCUUCUCCGUGCUGUGGAGCGGCAGCGGAGCAGAGGUGGCGGGGGACGUGGUGUGGCGCGAGAGAGGACAGGUGUUUUCUGUUCUCACCAAGCUGGGCUCAUCCUGCCAACUGGUCCGCCCUCCUGAUGAUAUCAAACGCAGUUUGUUGGAGAUGAUGCUGGAGUCGUCACUGUCGGACCUGAGGGAUGCCCAAGGAGUGUCUCUGCCUUUCUGUCCCAGUCUGGUUCGACUACUCAGGCUCCUGCAGGACUUCCUGUUUGCCGAGGGAACAGACAACCACUCGCUGUGGAGUGAAAAGAUAUUUGAGGGGGUGGUGAACCUGCUGGACAGGUUGCAGGCCUGGCAUAGCACCCCUGGCAGCCCAGGCAACACCGAACUGAAGGAAAUGGCCCAAAUUGGCCUGCGUAUCAUCACCGCAUACAUCCAGCAGCAGCACUCGCAGGUGUGUGUGAUGGCCUACGUGAAGCUCCACAGCCUCCUGCAGACUGUGCUGUGUCUGAGCUGGGAGGAGGUGUGCUUCCUCCUGGGGCAGCUGGGCGCCCCCCUGUGGCCAGGAGGAGUAACGGACGGCACCAACUGUGCAAAUCCGGAGAUUUUCUCCCAGCUUGUGCCCGUCGUACGAACUCUGCUCGAUCAGCACGCCGACCCUAUCACCCUCCAGAACCUGCUACCCAACCUGCCCAUCACCAACGGCAGCCCCACCUUUGCCCAGGACCUUAAGGUUUACAGUCACACGCUGGAGUGGCAGGGGUUCUAUCAGCACCAGGUUCAACCCACCAUGGAGCAGUAUGAACUCGACACAUUCGGGAGGAGCCAUGAUAUCAUGUCCAAUUUCUGGAACUCCUGCUUCGAUGACCUGAUGAGCACGGCCAUUACAACGGACAAAGACAGAUCUGACAGCAAAUCAAAGUUCCAGGAAGUGAUCAUGGACCCCUACCUGAAACGAGUCCGGAGUGAGAACAACAGGUACCUCAGUUGGCAGAAGCAGAGCUCCAGCCAACAGGGGGCGGUGUUGCAGCACUGGAGAGCUCUCCGCAGGCUUUUGACCAGUGAGAGAGGAGCAUGGGCCAACAGAGUUCAACCAGAGGUGAAAUGGAAAUUGUCCAAUGCAGAGACCUAUUCAAAGAUGCGUCUCAAACUUAUGCCCAACUACAACUAUGAUCCUCACAUUGAAGCGAGUGCCCAGCGGGACAACAUGGGAGCUGAUAGCCCACGUAGCACUGAACCUCUCCCAUUGGCUGUUGCAAAGGAGGCAAAAGUGAGCGACAUGGAGGAUGAUCAGUUAGGAGACGAGGACCUCGUCAUUUUGGAUGAUAAGGUGGAGGGAGAGGAUGAGAGCCAGAAAGAAAAACUGGUUCUGUCCGAAGACUGUGAGCUCAUCACCAUCGUGGCGGUCGUUCCGGGUCGUCUGGAGGUUACCACACACCAUCUUUACUUCUACGAUGGCAGCGGUGAUAAAGAAGAGACAGAGGAGGGAAUUGGGUUUGAUUUCAAGCGGCCUCUGUCUCAGCUCAGAGAAGUCCAUCUGAGGCGCUACAACCUACGUCGGUCUGCACUGGAGCUGUUCUUCAUAGAUCAGGCUCACUACUUCAUCAACUUCAAGAAGAAGGUACGAAACAAAGUAUAUUCCAGGAUCCUGGGGCUUCGGCCUCCCAACCUGUUUUACUUUGGCUCCCGCUCGCCCCAAGAGCUCCUGAAGGCAUCUGGCCUUACGCAGAAAUGGGUUUGCAGAGAAAUCUCAAACUUUGAGUAUUUGAUGCAACUGAACACCAUCUCCGGUCGCACAUACAAUGACCUGUCGCAGUAUCCUGUGUUCCCCUGGAUCUUGUGUGACUACACCUCUCCUAUUCUGGAUCUGGAGGACCCGUCCGUUUUCAGAGACUUGUCUAAACCCAUAGGUGUGGCCAACUCACGCCAUGCACAGAAUGUCAGAGAAAAGUAUGAAAGCUUUGAGGACCCGACAGGCACCAUUGAUAAAUUCCACUAUGGUACACACUACUCAAAUGCAGCAGGAGUCAUGCACUACAUGAUCCGCAUGGAGCCGUUCACCACCCUGCAUAUCCAGCUGCAGAGUGGCAGGUUUGACUGUGCAGACAGACAGUUUCACGCAGUGGCAGCUGCCUGGCAGGCUCGAAUGGAGAGCCCGGCUGACGUCAAAGAGCUCAUCCCGGAGUUCUUCUACUUCCCGGAAUUUCUGCAGAACAUGAACGGAUUCGACCUGGGACAGUUGCAGAUCUCUCAGGACCCAGUGGCGGAUGUGCUGCUGCCUCGCUGGGCCACAUCUAGAGAAGACUUCAUCAAGAAACACAGGAAAGCCCUGGAAUGUGAGCAUGUUUCCAGUCACCUCCAUGAGUGGAUUGACUUGAUCUUUGGUUACAAGCAAAGAGGAGAGGAGGCAGUGAAUGCACUCAAUGUCUUCUACUACUGCACCUAUGAAGGUGCAGUCGAUCUGGAUGCAAUUGCCAAUGAGAACGAGCGUAAGGCCCUGGAAGGCAUCAUCAGCAACUUUGGACAAACACCCUGUCAACUCCUCAAGGAACCUCAUCCGCGCCGUAUAUCAGCUGAGAACGCAACUAGGAGGCAGGCCCGCCUGGAUACUUUGCCCCCAAAUAUCUUUGAGGAGCUGCAAAAACUCCGUCCAUUUCUGGAGGUGGUGAGUGACAGCCUUCCUCUGGUCCAGGCAGUGGUACCAAAGAACCAGAAUCGCUCCUUCAUCAUCCAGGGCUCAGACAUCCUGGUCACUGUGAGUUCAAAUGGGUUGAUAGGGACACACAGCUGGCUGCCCUAUGACAAGAACAUUGCCAACUACUUCACAUUCACGAAGGACCCGACGAUGAAUAAUCCCAAAACGCAGCGUUUCCUGAGUGGACCCUUCUCUCCCGGCGUGGAGAUCAGCGCUCAGGUGCUGGUGGUGUCCAACGACGGACGUCUGCUGUUCAGCGGAGGACACUGGGACUGCAGUCUCCGCGUCACCCAACUGGGCAAGGGCAAGCUUGUGGGCAGGAUCUGCCGGCACAUUGAUGUUGUCACUUGCUUGGCUCUGGAUCUUUGUGGCAUCUACCUCAUCUCUGGUUCGAGAGACACAUCCUGUAUCGUGUGGCAGGUCCUGCAGCAGGGUGGCUUCUCCAGCGGCCUGUCUCCUCGGCCGGUGCAGGUUCUCUGUGGACAUGACCAGGAGGUCACCUGUGUGGCCAUCAGCACUGAACUGGACAUGGCUGUUUCAGGGUCAAAGGACGGGACUGUAAUCGUGCACACUGUCCGACGAGGCCAGUUCCUGCGAACGCUGCGACCUCCCGGUAGCAGCUGUGUACCUGCCCCGAUCUCCAAGCUCCAGGUUGGCAGCGAAGGCCACAUUGUGGUACAGACCUCGCUGGAGGAACGCGUUAACAGGAAGGGCAAGUACUCCAUUCAUGUUUACUCUGUCAAUGGCUGCCUGCUGUCAUCCUUCUCCACGGAGGAGCAGGUGACUGCUCUUCACCUGGUGUUAGAGUACGUCAUCCUAGGCACCAUGCAGGGCAGCCUCCACAUACGAGAUUUAUACAGUCUGGAUGCUGCGGUGACACCCCUGGCUUUGAAGGUUCCUGUGAGGAGUGUGUCUGUGACAAAAGAGUGCAGCCACAUCCUUGUGGGACUAGAGGACGGAAAGUUGAUUGUGGUGGGGGCAGGGAAGCCAGAGGAGGUUCCCUCAAGACAAUUCUCCCGUCGCCUGUGGGGCUCCACUCGCCGCAUCUCUCAGGUGUCGUCAGGUGAAACCGAGUACAAUCCCACGGAGAAUGCUGGGAACUGAGAUGAGCAAUGGUCAGAGGAACACUGAAGACUCUGGAGGUUGCAGAUACUGGCACCGCCGAGAUGCUCACCAGACUCAAAAAGGCCAUUCUUUCUUUACAAGAUGGGAAACUCUCCUCCUCAGCCACUGAUGUCUCUGAGAGAGCAACUAAACACUGAGCACUUUUUUUGGAUUCUUAAAUGAUUUGAUAUUUUCAUUGCGUAUUACAUUUACAGUCGUGUACUGUUUUUAAUCAGCAUCAUUCCAAAGAGUGGCCUUGUUUUAUGGAUGGCAACGAGCUUAAUUGUGAACUAUUGUCAGACUAUUUACACUGAAUUGUAUUUCAAGGGAAUGACUCACUCUGAUGCGCAUUCGGGCCUCGGACACAGAGAACAGUAAUGCUGUGAACUCCCCAGGCUCCAUGUUCCUUGGCUCAUUUUCUGUCAGAGGCACAGCUGUGAUCUCUGUGCUGUUGAAUGUCUUUGGCAACGGCGCCUUCUUAAAAACUCCUCGAAACUUGAAAAUCUACUGCAACCGAGAUUUCCAUAUUUGCAAUACCGGUGGAUACCACGAGAGGGUUUGCUCUGCAGAGCAAGACACAGGGACAAGUGAUCACUAUAAUGAACCUAUGCUAUGUUUUCAUUUUUAGCUGUUGACGUCAAGAUUUGCUGAGCCUUAAACCAGAAGUGCACCACAGUUACACAGUGUAUAAUUCUGCAUUCCUUUGGCUCCAAGCGAUGUACAACUGUUACAAUUAAAGCAAUAACUGCUUUAAUGGUCAA
This is a messenger RNA of Scophthalmus maximus (turbot), 9832 nucleotides long. RefSeq names its product neurobeachin-like 2 (gene nbeal2). The coding region runs from base 648 to 9071 and encodes 2807 amino acids. The record is from RefSeq and is a predicted model, not a curated record. The transcript is spliced from 55 exons. Gene Ontology annotation, molecular function: protein kinase binding. Lineage: Eukaryota; Metazoa; Chordata; Actinopteri; Pleuronectiformes; Scophthalmidae. Gene Ontology annotation, biological process: intracellular protein localization. Gene Ontology annotation, cellular component: cytosol; membrane.